Messenger RNA from Pyrenophora tritici-repentis Pt-1C-BFP, 2130 nucleotides. RefSeq lists its product as uncharacterized. NCBI's taxonomy places the organism in Eukaryota, Fungi, Ascomycota, Dothideomycetes, Pleosporales, Pleosporaceae. The record is from RefSeq and is a predicted model, not a curated record.
AUGGGUCCUUUUGCGAAAAUCGUCGCGGGUCUCUCGCUAGCGACUUCGGCUCUCUCCUCCCCUGAGCUGUUGCGGUACCUUCCGCCGCCUCCGGAACUGAUGUCCGAGGCAUGUGGGCAGAUCUCAUCUUCGAUAGCUGCUGGUAACGCUACCGAGAAUCACUAUCCUACUGUGCCCGCACAGUUGGCAUUUGACUGUCUGGCCUCCGUCCCGUUCAACCAGAGCGCUGCUCUCCGUCUCGUGGAUGGCUUGCUACCUUACAUGAAAUGGCAAAGCAACCUUGCCUGGAUCAAGGAUCCACCAGAAGAGUACACCAACAAGAUACAGCCGCCGUAUGAUGUAUUGAAACAACUCACGUGGAUGAGAACAAGGAUCUUUGAGGGUGGGAACGCCUACACGAGCGAGUAUGAGUUCGCCAUGCAACUUUACAUCAUUUUCCAGAACGCCCGCGAUAGCAACUUGAAUUACGUCCCAGACGUCCUAGGCACGAUUUUUGAGUUUGGCCGUCCAGUGUCUCUAGUUUCCGUUUCCAAGGAUGGACAAUCGGUGCCAGAGCCAUAUGUCUAUUCCGAUGUGCUCGCCGAGGCACACGGUGCCAAAUUUACCCCUUCCCCAAUCACACACAUUAACGACGUGGUUGCCAAUGUGUCUCUCACAAAGUUGGCCAAUUUCGGUAAUUUCCAAGACCAAGAUGCGUUGUGGAAUGACCUAUUCUACCAGCCCGCUGCUGCAUCUACCGGAACUGCCAAGGGUCUCGGUGCGUUUGCGGAUCCCAAGUACGUUUUUCCAGGGGCUACUACCCAUCUCAAGUUUGCAAAUGGCUCUGAGGCGACAUACAACAACUUUGCCAAAGUUCUCGUCCCUUUUUGGGCCAACGUUACCGACGGAAGCACCCUUUACAACAACUGGUUCGAUUGCACGCAGCGUGGAAGACAACUCCCUAAGCCUACAGUCGUGGGGCCUUUUGACGCGCCAGGCUACCCAAACCCAGUGAUUCGUCAAAAGGAUAACGCUGUUGGUGGAUAUUACCUUGAAGGCGUUCACAGCGAUACUGCUGUGCUCUCUAUUCCAACAUUCGGCAACAAAUACACCCAGCCUGAGGUCCAGGACACGGUUACCAAGUUCCUCACCCAGGCAAAGGCAGACGGAAAGAAGAGGCUUCUCAUUGACUUCCAGAGCAACAACGACCCCAACGGAGCUACACUUCUCGCUUACGACUUGUAUGAGCUACUCUUCCCCAAGAACAAGGACCAACCGCUCCUAGAACGAUACCGCGCAUUCGAGUCAAUCCGAGUCCUGAGCAAUGCCACCGCCGGAGUAUCCAAACAAUUUCCCCGCGUAUUAGAGAGUAAGGACAACGCCACCCAAGUUCUGAAUACCAACAUCUUCUCCAGCUCGCUCGACUACCAUACCGACCUCGACGUAAACGGUCAGCCCUUCCCAUCCUGGCAAGCCAAAUUCGGCCCCGGAGCAAAGCAAAAAGGCGAUGAGUUCUCCAACCUCUUCCGAAUGAACUUCGACGACGUCCUUGUCACACAACCCUUUACAAACUCAAGCGUCAGCGUCCACGGCUAUGGAUCCCGCAAAAAUUGGACCGGCACCCAACUCUUUGACGCCAAAAACAUUGCCGUCAUCACCGACGGCACCUGCGGAGGCGCAUGCGCCGUUGCUUCUCAGAUGCUGCGUUCGCGCCAGGGAGUCCAUUUUCUCACCGUCGGCGGCCGCGCUGCCGAAGGCCCCAUGCAGCACAUUGGCAGCACGAGGGGAACAUACAGCUACGCCUUGUCAUAUAUUCAGCAAAUCGUUAUAUACAUGGUGACUGGCGACGAUGACCCCGUCAGAAUGAACUCCACCGAGUUGAACCAGUACUGGAAUAACAUGCCGCUCGACCGUGUUGCCCUCGGUACCGCCGCUACUAUCAACUUUAAGGAUGCUAUUGCCGAUGGCGAUGUGGAAACGCAGACGCCGCUGCAGUUUACGUAUGAGCAGUCAGAUUGCCGGAUGUUGUAUACCAAGGAGAUGAUUGUUAACGUUACGGCGCUUUGGGAUGCAGCGGCUGAUGCUACGUUUGGUAGGGAGGGAGAGUACACGAACCAUUGUUUUUACGGGUUGAAUAGGGAUCACGCUUAG